AUGACAUCACAUUCAAUCUUAUUACAGAUCGACCUUUCUGAUUUUGAUAGCCAAGAAGAAACCUUGGCAAGCUACUUGGCCAAGGCCAUUGCCACUCGGCCGAAAUCGGUUCAAAACCAAAGCGAAAUCCAAUUAAAUGCGAUAGAUAAACCUAUGAUUUCCUUCAAACGAAGAGACCACAUGACUGUUCAGUCCUACAUAGCCGGUCUGACACUUAUUGAGCCUCAAAGCGAUAUAAAAGCAAAUGCGUACGACAGUUCUAAGUAUGAGACUUUAGCCCAUGCAUUUUGGGCUAUCUACUUAGAAAAAUCUAUCAAUAAUGCUAUCGGUACAUUGGAUGAGAAGACAUCAAGAAACCCCCAAGCCGUUGAAAAAGUAGUUCAAAAUGUUAUUGAUAAGAUAUCUGAUCCCAAGAACACAGAGUUUCGUAAAAAGAUAGAAGCUUUAGAGACUCACAUCCAUUUGGGAGAGUUAGAGUUGAUUGAGUUGGCUGAGAAAGAAAUGGAAAUGUUCGGUCAACAAGUAACUAUUGGUAGCUUAGGAAACCGACAAAUUGAUGUUGCCUUUGAGAACUAUGCUGAUGCUUACUACCAAAUGAAAGUAAUCUUUUACAAUCAGAUUCUCUAUAAUAAUCCAAAAUCUGAUCUGGCUGGUUCGCCUGAACACCAGCAGGCUUUCGCUCAAGUUAGACAGGCGUACUUAACACACUUAUCUACAGCCAGAAACACCUUCCAUGAAACUCUUAACCGGAAUAUAAUGGGUGGAUUCUUGAGUUUAGUGCCAUACCUCAGUAUGUUUAAGCGCUAUAUAAUAGCUGGUUUUAUGAUUAAACAGGUGAUAGCGGUGCAACUUUUGGUUCUAUUUAUCAUCCAGCUUAUCGCUCAGGGAGGUAGCAGUCCGAUGAAUUUACAUCUGGGCAAUGAGAUAGGACCUUUCACGGUGCUAACUGCCUUCUCUAUUUUGGCGUUCAACUUAACCUAUGUGCUUCGCUCUGAUCUGCCAAAUGUACUGAGGUCUUCCAAAGUCUUCAGUACUAGACGCAAGGUUAUGUUGGUGGCUAAAUCACUACUGAUAUUCUUAGGUCCAAUUUUGCUGGGUGCGCUGGGCGCGCUGGCUUGGGUUUUAGUGGUUAAGAGUGUGCCUGCUGAAAAAUUAGCUAAGCUUAGUACUCAACAUCUAACUGUAGGUAAUGAGCUCGUAUGCUAUAUUAUGUUGAUGGUUGGACUGAUUGCUUACUUCAUUUGGACGCAAUUUACUACUGUUCUUAAGUACAAACACUCAAAGAGGAGAAGAUUACAGAUAAUGACGGCUGUGUUAAUGGGAUAUGUAGCCUUCAGAUUGCUUCUAGUUAAUAACUUUGCUGUUGAUCAGUUCCCUAAACUUUAUCAAUAA
Nematocida homosporus is the source of this 1392-nucleotide messenger RNA. RefSeq lists its product as uncharacterized. Lineage: Eukaryota; Fungi; Microsporidia. Bases 1 to 1392 code for a protein of 463 amino acids. The transcript has a single exon. The record is from RefSeq and is a predicted model, not a curated record.